AUGUCUGUAAGGCGAAACCACUCAGAAGUGACCGAGUUCAUCCUGGUGGGCUUCCCAGGUUCUCUGGGGCUCCAUAUGUGUCUGCUGGUACUGUUUCUACUGGCCUACAUGCUGACCAUCACAGAGAACCUGGUCAUCAUUGCAGUGAUCCGCACAAGCCCUGUACUGCACAAGCCCAUGUACCUCUUCCUCAGCAACCUGUCCUUCCUGGAGGUAUGGUACAUCUCCGUCACAGUGCCCAAGAUGCUGCUCAGCCUUGUCGCACCCCGAUUCCAGCGCAUCUCCUUUGCAGGCUGCAUGGCCCAGUUGUACUUCUUCCUGGCACUAGCCUGUACUGAGUGCACACUCCUGGGCGUCAUGGCCUAUGAUCGCUAUGUGGCCAUCUGCAGCCCACUGCGCUACCCAGUCAUCAUGAGCCCAGGGCUCUGUAGCCUCCUGGCUGCUGGCUCCUGGUUCUCAGGCUUCACCAUCUCCCUGGGGAAGGUAUUCUUCAUCUCUCGCCUCGGUUACUGUGGUCCCAAUGUCAUGAACCACUUCUUCUGCGACGUGUCCCCAUUGCUGAACCUCGCCUGCUCCGACAUGUCAGUGGCAGAGCUGGUGGACUUCCUCCUGGCACUGCUAAUCCUGUUGGGGCCACUGCUGCUCACAGUCUUCUCCUAUGCUUCCAUCAUCAGCGCGGUGUUGCGCAUCCCAUCUGCCUCAGGCCGGCAGAAGGCCUUCUCCACGUGUGCCUCGCACCUGGCAGUGGUGGUCAUCUUCUACUCAGCUUCCCUCUUCAUCUAUGCCCGGCCACGGGCCAUCUACUCCUUCGACUACAACAAGCUGGUGUCCGUAGUGUACACAGUGCUCACGCCUCUGCUCAACCCUAUCAUCUACUGUCUGCGGAACCAGGAGGUCAAGCAGGCACUUCACAAGGUGGUACAGAGAACAGUACAGAUCCUGGGGGCCUCAUCUUAG
Tupaia belangeri chinensis (Chinese tree shrew) is the source of this 957-nucleotide messenger RNA. RefSeq names its product olfactory receptor 226. Gene Ontology annotation, cellular component: membrane. The coding region runs from base 1 to 957 and encodes 318 amino acids. The record is from RefSeq and is a predicted model, not a curated record. Gene Ontology annotation, biological process: G protein-coupled receptor signaling pathway. The transcript has a single exon. Gene Ontology annotation, molecular function: G protein-coupled receptor activity; olfactory receptor activity. Lineage: Eukaryota; Metazoa; Chordata; Mammalia; Scandentia; Tupaiidae.